AUGGAGCCCACGCAAGACUAUCCACUGUUUGGGGGCGCCUUCUCCGCCACGCUCCCUGUCGGGGCCAUUGACAUCAGCGACCUCCGACCGAUCCCGGACAACCAAGAAGUGUUUUGCCACCGCGUGACGGACCAGAGCCUGAUCGUGGAGCUUCUGGAGCUGCAGGCCCACGUGCGGGGAGAGGCGGCCGCGCGGUACCACUUUGAGGAUGUUGGUGAGGUGCAGGGAGCUAGGGCUGUUCACGUGGAGGCUGUGCAGCCCCUCCUUUUGGAGAACCUGGCCCUGAGGGGCUGCUGUGAAGAAGCCUGGUUCCUCUCAGGCAAGCAGCAGGUAGCUAAAGGGAACCAGCAGGUAGCAAAGGAUGUGACACUGCACCAGGCCUUGCUGAGGCUAACUCGGUACCAGACUGAUCUCCUGCUCACCUUCAAUCAGCCCCCCCCUGACAAUAGGUCAUCUCUUGACCCUGAAAAUCUGUCAUUUCCACCCUGGAGCCUGGGUGACUUUGAACGGCUGGUGACCAGUCUGACUCUUCAUGAUCCCGGCAUCUUUGGCCCCCAGUAA
This is a messenger RNA of Pipistrellus nathusii (Nathusius's pipistrelle), 561 nucleotides long. NCBI's taxonomy places the organism in Eukaryota, Metazoa, Chordata, Mammalia, Chiroptera, Vespertilionidae. The record is from the annotation of a GenBank genome assembly.